GUCGCCGCCGCAGCCGCCGCCGUCGCAGCCGUCGCUCCGGCCGCGGGCACAGUCAGCACCGCGGACAGCGCCCCCACUGAGCCCCUCCGCACCCCCAUCAUGACGGCGGAGACGCACCUGCAGGGCGUGGAGAUCUCGGCCGCCCAGUUCUUCGAGAUCUGGCACCACUACGACUCCGACGGCAAUGGGUACAUGGAUGGGAAGGAGCUACAAAACUUCAUCCAGGAGCUGCAGCAGGCACGGAAGAAGGCAGGCUUGGACUUAACACCUGAAAUGAAAGCUUUUGUGGACCAGUAUGGCAAAGCUACUGAUGGAAAAAUAGGAAUUGUUGAGCUUGCUCAGGUGUUGCCGACGGAGGAGAAUUUCCUGUUGUUCUUUAGGUGCCAGCAGCUAAAGUCAAGUGAAGACUUCAUGCAGACAUGGAGAAAAUAUGACAGUGACCACAGUGGCUUCAUUGAUUCUGAGGAACUUAAGAGUUUCUUGAAAGAUUUAUUACAGAAAGCAAAUAAGCAGAUUGAAGACUCAAAGCUAACAGAAUAUACAGAAAUAAUGCUCAGGAUGUUUGAUGCAAACAAUGAUGGAAAGUUGGAGCUUACUGAACUAGCCAGGCUACUCCCAGUACAGGAAAACUUUCUUAUUAAAUUUCAGGGUGUCAAAAUGUGUGCAAAAGAGUUCAAUAAAGCCUUUGAGAUGUAUGAUCAAGAUGGAAAUGGAUAUAUAGAUGAAAAUGAACUUGAUGCACUACUGAAGGAUCUCUGUGAAAAGAACAAAAAGGAAUUAGACAUUAACAACCUUGCGACAUACAAGAAAAGCAUCAUGGCCUUGUCUGAUGGAGGAAAGCUUUACCGAGCAGAACUGGCUCUCAUUCUCUGUGCUGAGGAAAAUUAAAACCCUUCUCUCAUGUCCACUUAACUAGUGAUGUAUUCUAUCUACACGAUAACUGUGCACUAUAAGGGAGUAGGCUGUAUUUUUAAACUGCAUAUAGAAAAUUAGCCAGGAUGUGUGGCACAUUCCUUUAAGUUUGUUUCUAUACUGUUUGUAAUGUACAGUUUUUGUAACAAUAAGAUUGAUAAAGAGAAUGUCUAUGUUUGGGCCAGUCUGUAUAUUCAAAAGAAACUAAAACAUGUUGGGGUUGGAUUUUUUUUUUUUGCUUUUUUUUUUUUUUUUUGCUUUCAUGAACAUGCCUGAAAAAAAUUACACCUGCCGAUGUUGUGGUUACCAUAUCCUUUGACACUUGCAACAUUUUUCCUUGUUGAUCUACCUAACAAAAGGUCUAGAAAUCUCUCUUCCACUUACAACUACACGUUUGGGUUUUUUUGUUUGGGUUGUUGGUUUUUUUGUUGUUUUUGUUUGUUUGUUUGUUUUUAAAGUAUGAUACAAAUUCAGAGGAAAUAUGAUUUAGGUUGGAAUAGGAAAAAGAAGUAGGCAUGUCUACACUCCAAAAGUUACCAAGAAAUAUUUCCAGUUGUCAAACCACCCACUUACAGGUCUGUGCUCUCUGUAGUUUUUCAACUACUCUUCUCAUUAUGAACUCAGAGUAGAUAGAGGAAGCAUUUAUCUGGGAUAGAUCUCCACGCAGUAGCUGACAAAAAAUAUACUGUUCUCAAUCUUGCUGUUUAACUUUACCGAAUUUAAACAUAGGCAGUUCAGAAACAAAUGCCUUUAAUCUGUCUUGUAAUCCUGGCUAAAUGACAGAUAGCAUAGUUAAUACACAGAUUAACAUAUGAUAUUAUAAGUUUACCUUUCACGACUAUUGCUGUGUCAGAGAAUAUGACAAUCCAUUUUCUAAACUAUUUUCACAUUUUGCAGGUUAUAUUAUUCUAGUAAAUUGCUGUUUUUACAUCAUAUUCUGUGUAAUCUAUGAUUAAAUUUAAUAUCCUAAGACUAUUGUUGUCUAGUUUGUCUAUCUCCUGGAUGUUCUUUUCAUGUAAAGGACAAAACAAUUAUUUUGAAAAGUUGUGCCUCCUUGGAUCUUACACUGAGUUAUUAAUCUGUAAUAAUACUAAUAAAAGUUAACACUAAAAUAAACACAAGACCUAGUAAAGAUUUUAUAACAGUUUAGUAAUUCAGUUUACCCGUGCUCUGCUUUUUAUUAAGCUAGAGAGGUAUUUUUUUAAAUGUGAAA
This is a messenger RNA of Phasianus colchicus (ring-necked pheasant), 2125 nucleotides long. It is a transcript of the gene CALB1, whose product is annotated as calbindin 1. Gene Ontology annotation, molecular function: calcium ion binding. Gene Ontology annotation, biological process: regulation of long-term synaptic potentiation; regulation of presynaptic cytosolic calcium ion concentration. The record is from RefSeq and is a predicted model, not a curated record. Lineage: Eukaryota; Metazoa; Chordata; Aves; Galliformes; Phasianidae. Gene Ontology annotation, cellular component: dendrite; dendritic spine; terminal bouton.